UGGGGAUACGUUAUUUCUGGACCUCUUGUGGUUGGUGUUGGUACUGGUUGUAACUUUGGCGGUUGUAAUAUUAGGAGUGUGGCGUUGCUAGUGGUUGUAUUACUAGUUGAAGGUGUGAUAGUUGUGGCUAUAGUGGAGGAGUUUGUGUUUGACUUGACUGUGUUGUUAGCAUUUUUGUUUGUAUCUGGUGUAAUAUUGGUAGGAGGCCUUGGUAGGUCUAUAGGAAUAG
This is a messenger RNA of Dentiscutata heterogama, 229 nucleotides long. NCBI's taxonomy places the organism in Eukaryota, Fungi, Glomeromycota, Glomeromycetes, Diversisporales, Gigasporaceae. The record is from the annotation of a GenBank genome assembly.